UGAAGCAAAAAAUUCGACCGGAUUUUAAGCGUUUCCGGUGGCAUCUCGAGACUAGCUACCUAGAAACACAUACCGACAAUGCGAUUGGACCUGCGGCGAAUCUUUGCAGCACACAACGGAUUCCAUUCCGCCGGCGACCUUCAAAAAAAUCGAGUCUGCCUCCACAGAAGAGAAGAGAAUCAAAUGUUCUUCCUAAGUCUAAUAAUGACUCUUUACUCCAUUUUGGUAAUCGGGGGGGUUACAGCUGAAUCUACCACUACCUAGUCACUUCGUACAUAACUCCCAUCCGUAUGCUUUUGUGUUAAUAAUAGCUUCUCCAACAUCUUCUCCGCUCAUUCCAGAUCUGUCUGUCUGAGAUCCCGAGAGAGUACUAACCUGCCAAGGUGUUCAAACCAAGGUAUGAUUGAUUCCAGUGGACAAACUCGGGAGAGAUGGAGCUACGACGUGUUCUUUAGUUUCCGUGGACCAGAUGUGCGCAAGGGGUUUGUAGCCCAUCUCUAUAAGAGUCUACUGAGGUCUGGAAUAUACACAUUCAAGGACGAUGAAGAACUAGCAAAAGGAGAAAGCAUGUCCCCAAAGCUCCUAAAGGCCAUUCAGACCUCCAAAAUUCUACUCGUCGUUUUAUCCAAGAGCUACGCUUCAUCGUCCUGGUGCCUUGAUGAGCUCGUCCACAUUAUGCGAUGCCGAGAAAGCGGCGCAGGACAAUUUGUACUCCCGAUUUUCUACAGGGUUGACCCGUCGCAUGUACGCAGACAGACUGGGUCGUUUGGUGAAUCUUUUGAUAAACUCCGUAACCGUCAUCCCGAGAGAAAGUUGCAGCAGUGGAGGGAAGCUUUAACGCAAGUGUCACAUUUUUUGGGGUAUCACACACGUAACUGGGAUAAUGAUGCUCAAAUGAUCGACGAAGUCACUAGAGACAUUCUCGAAAGGCUGCCUAGUUCAUACUUGCAUUUACCAACAUAUGCCGUUGGUAUUAUAUCACGUGUAAGCCGUAUCAAGGAGCUAAUGUGCUUUGGUUUGGAUGAUGUUCAGAUUGUCGGAAUCUGGGGAAUGGCUGGGAUCGGUAAAACAACGUUAGCCAAGGCUGCAUUUAACAAGUUUUCACAUCGUUUUGAAGGAACAAGUUUCCUAGAAAACUUUAGAGAUUACUUCAAGAAACCUGAAGGCAAGUUUCAUCUUCAGAAAAAGCUUCUUUCGGAUAUCUUAAGAAGGAGAGACGACGCAGUGUUCAACAACAUGGAUCAUGCUGUUAAACAAAGAUUUCGCAACAAAAGGGUACUCGUUGUAAUUGAUGAUGUUGAAGACGUGGUGCAGCUUCAUUCAGUUGCAAUACAUUUGAGCUGCUUUGGUCCAGGAAGCAGGAUAAUCAUUACAACCAGGAACAAGCAUCUGUUAGAGCAGCUUGGCGUUGUAAAUAUAUAUUCACCGAAGGAACUUAACGCUGAUGAAUCUCUUGAUCUUGUAAGCUGGCAUGCAUUUAAAGAAAGUGAACCUCCUGAAGAGUUUCUCCAGCUCUCGAAAAACUUGGUUGAAUACUGCGGAGGACUACCUUUGGCUAUGGAAGUCUUGGGUGCUUUUCUCUACAAGAGAAGCGUUCCGGAGUGGAAAAGCACGUUGGAAUCGUUGAAAAGAAUACCUGAUGAUAACAUUCAAGCAAAGCUUCAGAUUAGCUUUGAUGGGCUAAAUGCAUUACAGAAAGACAUAUUCUUGGAUAUUUCUUGCUUCUUCAUUGGUAUGGAUAAAGACUAUGUAGGUUGCAUAUUGCAUGGAUGCAAAUUAGACCCUGGCAUAGGACUCAGUGUGUUAAAGGAGAGGUGUCUCAUUACGGUCCAUGAUAACAGGCUGAUGAUGCAUGACUUACUACGAGACAUGGGAAGAUAUAUUGUCCAAGGAACAUCUCGGAGUAACUGCGAGACAUGGAGUAGAUUGUGGGACCGUGAUCAUGUUAUAGAUGUCUUGGCAAACUAUUCUGGAACAGAUGCAACUGAAGGACUGAGCUUGAAGGCUGAAGUUACAGCUGUUGAGAACUUUGAGGCUAAAGCAUUUUCAAAUCUACGUAAGCUGAGACUGUUACAGCUCAGUCAUGUAGCACUCAACGGAAGCUAUGAAAACUUUCCAAAAGGUUUACAAUGGCUUUGUUGGCUUGGGUUUCCUGAGGAAUCUUUCCCCAUAAACUUACAUUUGAGAAGUUUAGUUGUCAUGGACAUGCAGAAGAGCAACCUUAAACGACUUUGGAAUGAUCAGAAGCCUCAUGUGCCCCUUAAGGAGUUAAAAUACCUUGACCUCAGUCACUCUAUCCAUCUUAUAGAGACUCCAGACUUCUCUUAUCUCCCAAACCUUGAGAAGCUGCUCUUGAUAAACUGUCAAAGUUUGGUUAAAGUUCACAAGUCCAUACAGGUUCUUCAAGGAAGCCUGAUUCUAUUAAAUCUGAGCGGUUGCAUCAAGCUUGGUGAACUCCCGUUGGAACUCUAUACGUUGAAGUCGCUGGAAACCCUCAUUCUCUCCGGAUGCUCGCAUAUUGAAAGAUUGGAUGAUGCUUUAGGUGAACUAGAGUCCUUGACAACUCUUAAAGCUGAUCAUACUGCUAUAACGCAAAUACCUUCCUCGAGUUAUAAACUAAAGAAACUGAAAGAGUUAUCUCUUCAUGGCUGCAAGGAGUUAUGGAAAGACAGACACUACACCAACUCUGAUGAAAGCUCUCAAGUAGCUCUGUUAAGGCCGCUCUCACUGGCCGGUCUAAACAGCUUAAAGACUUUGCGUUUAGGUUGCUGCAAUCUAACUGAUGAGUUGGUUCCUGAAAAUCUUGGGAGUUUGUCUUCUCUAGAGGAACUUGAUCUCCAAGGCAACAGCUUUCGUAACUUGCAAACGGAUUUUGCUGGUCUUUUAAGUCUACAGAUUCUUAAACUGGAUAAUUGCUCAGAACUUCGAUCCAUGUUUAGUUUACCAAAGAAGGUGAGGUCUUUAUACGCGAGAAACUGUACUGUGUUGGAAAGAACUCCAGAGUUAAAAGAGUGCUCGGUGUUGCAAUCAUUGCACCUCACAAACUGUUACAAUCUUGUUGAGACCCCAGGGCUGGAGGAACUGAAAAUGGUUAGAGUUAUCCACAUGGAAAUGUGCAACAGCAUACCAUACACUGACAGAGAAAGAAUCAUGCAGGGAGGGGCUGUUGGUUCCAGUGGGGGAAUUUUUGUCCCGGGAUCAAGCCUUCCAGACUGGGUUAAUUUCAAGAAUGGGACACGUUCGAUCUCUUUUACUGUCCCUGACCCAACUUUGAAUUUUGAUCUGAUCGGGUUUACCGUGUGGACAACAUACGUGAGUCAGCAAGAUGAUGUGAUGUCUGCAUGCACUCCAAAUAUCACACUGAAGAAUCAAACCAAAGGAGAUAUAUGGAGUCGCAAUCCAGCAACAGAACACAUUCGUAUGUACCUUGAAAAACACAUCUGGCAAGGGCACUUUUCAAAUGAAGAUUUCUUGUUGGAAACAGGGGAUCAAGUGGAAGUUUCUGUGGAUUUUGGAGAUGAAGUCACCAUUCUUGAGACAGGACUAACUCUUGCUUACAGAGAAGUCACUGAAGUCCCAAAUGAACAACUGACAGAAAUAGAUGAUGAAGUCCCAAAUGAACAACCGGCUGAAACAGAUGACGAAGUUGAUUAUGAAGUACUCAUAGAUGAAAGCCAAAGAAGACCUCCCAGGAAAGUGGGGAUGGGUUUAAAGACGGUUCUGGGGGCGUUUGGUUUGUUGGCAUUCAUUGUUGUUCUUGGAAAACAUGGUAGUCCCCUGCGCCGCCACAACCACCUUCGCAGGAAUAAAAUUGAAAAGGAUAAGGAGAAAGAUGCUACAGUCCACAUUUUCUCCUUUUUAGAUUACUAGGUGCUGUUAUUUCAAAAUGGUUUGGACAGUGGGAGCAGAAUGGACACUUCUAGUUCUAGGGGAGUUUGGUUUGUUGGCAUUCAUUGUUGUUCUUGGUAGACAAUUGUGGGAGACGUUGGUGAUGAAGUGAAGUCCGGCGUGGAUCAAGUGAUGGAUGGCGGUGAGGAAGAUGACUAGUUCAAGUGUUGACACAAAUAAAAGUACUAUUCUCUUAAAUAAUGACUCGGUUGCUGCUUAUUCUCUUUUUAAUGCAAUUUGUGAUUUGGAAUCUUUUUGACGUUAUGGGUCAGUGACUAUCGCUCGGGAUUCCAAACUCGUUUGGACAGUAGAAGCAGAAUGAACAAUACAACAAGAAACAUGAACUUGUUUAAAGCAGAGUGGGAGAAAACAUCAACACUUAUUGCUGAAGGGACUUGAUGCACUUGUUCUUACAAAGUUACAUUGAUUCGAUGUUAUUAUGAGUUACUUGGACGAUAUGAUGAUGAAAACAAUGUGAACUGAACUUAUUGGUCAAAGUACUUCAACA
This is a messenger RNA of Raphanus sativus (radish), 4396 nucleotides long. Its product is annotated as disease resistance protein RPV1. Bases 400 to 3870 code for a protein of 1156 amino acids. The record is from RefSeq and is a predicted model, not a curated record. The transcript has 9 exons. Gene Ontology annotation, molecular function: ADP binding. Gene Ontology annotation, biological process: defense response; signal transduction. NCBI's taxonomy places the organism in Eukaryota, Viridiplantae, Streptophyta, Magnoliopsida, Brassicales, Brassicaceae.